Messenger RNA from Syngnathoides biaculeatus (alligator pipefish), 6807 nucleotides. It is a transcript of the gene dlgap4b, whose product is annotated as discs, large (Drosophila) homolog-associated protein 4b. Gene Ontology annotation, molecular function: molecular adaptor activity. The transcript is spliced from 13 exons. Gene Ontology annotation, cellular component: glutamatergic synapse; postsynaptic specialization. The record is from RefSeq and is a predicted model, not a curated record. Gene Ontology annotation, biological process: signaling. The coding region runs from base 8 to 3664 and encodes 1218 amino acids. Lineage: Eukaryota; Metazoa; Chordata; Actinopteri; Syngnathiformes; Syngnathidae.
GAUAUUCAUGUACAGAAAAGCAUUGGACACUUUAGGAGUCAACUUCUCGAUCUGGGGGUCUACUAGGGUGUUAGGCCUCCCUGCCAUCAUGAAAGGGCUGGGGACUAGCCAUACCAGACACCUGUCUGACUCCUGUGACCCUUCCUCCGGCCAACUAGAGGCCCUCUUCCCUCAGAAGACCAGCACCAUGCCACGCAGUCCUUACCUGCUGAGCCCGACAAUGGACCAAUAUGGCACUAUGGACUCUCACCUUUAUCCAUCAACUAACCCAGGCUCUCUUCCACCAGAAUGCCUGCUGUCUCUCAAUAACCAGCUGUCAAACAGCAGCACCUUCCCCAGGAUUCACUACAACUCCUACGAUCCAUCUGACUUCUCCCCACCUGUGGAAAGCAUUGGUGGAUUAAGAACCGGGCCAUUGGGAGCAUCCAUGUCUUUGGGGAUGGGCUCUGGUAUGGGCAUGGCUGAGCUUAGUGGCCGAACAUCUAUGAUUACAAGCGGCUCAGCUACUAUAUCACAUCACAUGACAAAGAACCAGACACCUCAAAGUCUUAUGGAGUUUGACAAACAACUACCCGGAGGUCAGGAUGGCUUCAGCACCUUACAGUUCCAUAGAACAACUGCAGUAGCCACAGGUAAACAGCGUACAGACAGUCCUGGUCGCAUUCGUUACAUGUUGCACUCGGUGCAGAAGCUCUUUGCAAAGUCCCAGUCUCUGGAGAGUCACCACAUGAAAGGAAAUAUCAAUGGAAGGUCCACAGGUAGCGGCGGAGGCUCGUCAACUGACGACGGAGGAAAGCAUAACCGCAGAGCCAAAAGUAAAGAUCGCGGGACUAAAUCAGAAGCAACCGCCAAGCGACGGCCACGCUCCAACAUGUCAGGUUACUGGAGUUCUGAUGAUUUGGACAGCAGUGACAUAAGCAGCUUCCACAACACAAUGGCAAUGAUGACUCUCGGACGCCCCACUGGCCAUGAGAGACAGGAGUGCCAGAAUAGAUACAUUCAUAGCGGCUACAACACCAUCAGCUCAUCCAAAACCAACAAUGACAUGAGGUAUCAGGCACUUGCUGCACCUACUAGUGGAGGAGGAAACGGACCAGGGAAUGUGGUCAUGAGUGAUAAUGACUACAUGAAAGGAGGCUCCUGGUCUGCACUGACUAUGGGCCAGCCAAGGCAAGUGAUCCAGAAGGGCUCAGCCACGCUUGAUAGGUCCUUGCUCAAGUCCAGGUCAUGUCAACAGGAACUUACAUGCAACUACUUACAAGUUGGGCAAAGGGGGGAUUGGAGCAGCUCAUUAGGCCGGAGCGGGGGUGGCAAUGAAAUUCCAUGUCGACGGAUGCGUAGCGGAAGCUACGUGAAAGCCAUGGCAGACAUGGAGGACAGCGAAGACUCGGAGGGGAGCCCCAAACCUUCGCCAAAGACUGCCGCUCGCCGCCAGAGCUACCUCAGGGCAACACAACAUUCUCUGAGUGACCAGCUACCCCCACGCAACAGAACCCUGGAUUAUUCCUUAUUGCAAGGGGAGCUGGAUGUCCUGUGGUCACCCAUACACAGUGUGCCCUCCCUCAACCAACUGGGCAGGUCAAUGAGCAGCUGUCUUCCGUCUCUCAGAGAGCUUGCCAAUAACCGAAGCCUGGACAACCUUGACUGCAUCGGGGGUGCAGGCUCACCUUUGCCACAGUGGGAUGAUGAUGACUUCAGCCAUGCCUGCAGCACUUUGGGCAGACGUAGCUGCAUGGGCCAGCUCCGGGACCUGGACAUGAGUCAUCAUUAUGAGGACCGUAGCUCCGAGUCCACAUUCCGCGAUUCUCGUUCGCAUUCUCAGGACAACCCAGAGCCUCCGGACUUGCCCAUGCCCACUUGCUUCCGCUCCCGCAGCCACAGUUACCUGAAAGCCAUCCAGGCGGGCUGCUCUCAAGAUGACGACGUGGCUUCCGUCGACUCAGGCUCGCUCCCGCCAACUGACACCUCCGUUCGCACCUACGGCACCAGCACCGACGGCCUUUCUACACAAUGGAAGACAUGGAAAGAACAGUUUGGCUCUUACCUGAUAGCCACUGGCUUGGACAAAGCCCCAAAGGAGAAACAACUUGCAAUGUUUCUGCAGCGUUUGGGAACAGACAGACCACGCAUCAUACCCACACACACAGUCUCUUGCAUCACCACCUCGAAGAAGGCUGCUCCGCCACCCGUGCCGCCACGCACAACCUCCAAACCCUACAUUUCUGUGACGGUACAAAGCAGCACUGAGUCAGCCCAGGACAGUUACCUAGAGCAUCAGGACCAAAGGUCAGAGGUCAACAGCCAGUCCAGCCACGCACACAGCAACUCCUCCGACAGCCUUGACAGCACCCGUGCCAACAGCCUGGCCCGCGGAUUACCCCGCCCGCCUCACAUCAUCCCCACUCCCAUCGCCAUCCCGAGAGAGCCACUCGUACCCACCACUGCCAACGCUUCCACGGAAACAAGCGACUCAAGCUUACUCCUUCAUGAAUCUACGAAGUCAGGAUUGAGUAACUCUCCUGACGACGCUCUUGUGCUCCCCGUACCCAGACGAAAACUCUCUUCAAUUGGCAUCCAGGUUGACUGUAUACAAGAAGUCCCACGAGAGGAGAGCCCACCUCUGACCAAGUUUCAGUCAAUUGGAGUACAGGUGGAGGACGGGUGGCAGCCCAGUCACCAUUCUGCUAUGGCCUCCACACAAGACACAGACUCAGAUAAACAGGCCAUCCCUGUCAUUCCCCAUACUAGUCAGUCCAAACCCACUGAAAAGAAAGUCAUGGUCAGUAGUGCCAGCCAAUCGUUCAGCUCCCCUCCCGAGCAGGACUCCUUAGAUAACGGUGACACCACCGGUGACGCUUCCUCCCCUCCAACUCCCAGGCAGUUCCUGAACCGCUCCACCACACGAAGUAGCUCUUCCUCUUUCUCAGAAAGUCUCGACCCGGCAUUGGACCCCUCAUCAUUACCACCCCCAGAUCCCUGGCUAGAAAGCGGGAAUGGGAGUAGCAGCAUUGUUCCCCAGAGUGUUAGUGCAGGGGGGACACUAUGUCGAAGAGAUGGCCACUGGUUUUUGAAGCUACUGCAGGCUGAAACGGGCCGCAUGGAAGGGUGGUGCCAGCAGAUGGAUCAGGAGACCAAAGACAACCAUCUUUCCGAGGAGGUGUUGGGUAAGGUCCGCAGUGCAGUGGGAAGUGCCCAACUCUUAAUGUCCCAGAAGUUCCAGCAGUUCCGAGGACUGUGUGAACAAAACCUGAAUGUGAACACCAAUCCGCGGCCCACACCACAGGACCUUGCUGGUUUCUGGGACCUGUUGCAGCUCUCCAUCGAGGACAUCAGUCUCAAGUUUGAUGAGCUCUACCAUCUCAAGUCCAAUGACUGGCAGCCUGUGCCGUCUGCGGCUGUCCAGUCGCCCCCUGAGCGGAAGAACGAGGACAAGGUACCUACUCCAGCGUCAAGGAAGGCUGCUAAAGGACGACCGUCGCUGGGCCUCGAGAAGAGCAUCGACUCCCCUUCCACCUCUUCUUUAGCUUCAGCGGAGAAGCAGAGGCAAGAGGCCCGCAGGCGUCUGCUGGCCGCAAAGAAGGCCGCCUCUUUCCGCCAGAACUCUGCCACAGAGAGCGCAGACAGCAUUGAAAUCUACGUCCCAGAAGCACAGACACGCCUUUGAGGCAGACAGUGAGAGAGAGGAAUGUCAGGUCAGAUCAUAGGACAGAUAAGUGUCACUGGAAAAUAUCUGGAAAUGGGAGAAACGGAGGGAAACUUUUGCAAUGCAAAUGACAAGACUGGGAUAGAGUGGGUGGGGGGAGGAGAGGCCAAAUGCCCACUUGACUGGGGUGGGGGGUUGACUUCGUGUAUUUUAGCUCACUUGUUUGUAGGCUGGUCCUGAAGGCAUCAGACACAUACAUAUUGAACAUUUGUGUACUUAUUAUGAACGCUGCCAAUGAAAACCUCUGUAGAUUAACUUUGUCAUUACUUUUGAUUAAUAUUUAUCAUGAAAAAACAAAUUAAGUUAAUAACCGUAUUCCUAUCACAUGCUCAAAAUAUAUUUGCAGACUGUUUGAGUCGUUAUUCUAUACUGGAUAGAAGAUCUACUUAGAGGGCACAGCUGAGCCUUUUUUGCUUUUGUGCUUUUCACUGUCAUCGUCCUCCUCCCCAGACAGGCCAUUUUGCAGCUUUGCACAACACCACCUUGUGGCCACCACACACACUCCAUACGAUCAACUCGCUUCUGGCUGUCUUCCUUGUACUGAUUUGUCUGCUUCCUUCUCCCUUUGUUUUGUUUGACAGCUCGACCUACUGCAGAUGAGGAUCUGAAUAUUUUUUAACUGUGAUAUGAACAAAGGCAAUUUUAAAGGGGUAUUUAUAAAGUUCCUAGGACAUAAGUCUUUGUCCAAAUGUUUUGUGUCAAAGAGCACCGGUUAGAAUUGAUACAGGUUAGUUUUCUUUUUUUUUUUUUUUUUAUGGUUUUCAAUGAACGCGUAUCUCCAAGUGAUGAAAAUCUUAAACCAAUAUUUUCAGGUUGCAAAAUCAGUAAUACACUUGACAUGUUUUUUUGAAUGAUUGUUUUAUUCAAUCUCUCUGUUUUAUGCUUCCCUGAGUAUAUUCAGGACUUUUAGAAGCUAGGCUGAGUAUGCAGGAUAACUUUAUUUUUUUUUUUACAACUCUAAUGACUUUUGUUAGCAGUUCUUUCUUUUUCAUUCUUUGGCUGAAAACUUUUUGGUUUGUUUCUUACCACAGAGUCAGAUCAGUCGUAAUUCUGUGCAACUCAUCUGCACUUUUUUUUAAUUUAAAGAAAGCCUAUUUAAUUAAAGUUUCAAAUGCAUUAGCAGUUGUGUUUGCAUCAUUUCUUCAAGUGGUGCAUGCUUGCUGCCGGACGGCUUCACCAAAGAUUAAGUCCCUUCAUUCCACUUCAUCUCAUGCAUUUAAUUGUCAGCGGCAGGUAGCUCUUGUUGUGAAAAACCUAAGUUUAUAAAAUUGUCCCCAUUUGAUAAAUGUAAAUAUCAUUUUAAGUGUUCUUCCAAAAUGAGUUUUACCACACAUUGGCUGACUAGUGGGUUAUGUAUGGUAUAAAGAUACUCACUUCAAAGGCGUUACACUUCUUUGACUCAAAAAUCAACAUGCCAUGUAACUACAUAGUAAACUAACACUACAAGUAAGAAGCAAACUCCUAACCCCCGUAAACAAAUUGCACCUGUUUACAUGUCUUCCAAUCCAUUUUCUUUCCUCUGCAGAUGGUAAACAAAUUUCUUCUGCCUAAUGGGUUCUGCCGAUCCACUGCAGUGUCACUCCAUUUUUUUUUUCUUUCUUUAAUCAUUGCCACCUUUAGCCCAAAACUGCAGCCUGAGGCUUUGACUUGGAAAUAUCCCAAUGAGCUCCUUUCUUUCUUUAACUUGGGGAGAGCUUUCCAUUGAUCCUUGGCCUUUGUUUGCUGUUGGGUUUGCCUGCUGGGGAUGAGUAGGGUGAAGGCUCGGGGGUGUCAAUUGCCUGUUCCUGGGUGAAUGUCCUUUCCUUUUGACGGCGGCGUAUAGUAUCGUUAGCGCCUCCGGUUCUUUUGUUUAAACUGAACUCUCUGUCGUUGACUUGAUUUGAUUUCUCACUGGUAGGGAACAGUUGUCUGACAAGUUAUUCAACUCUUGGAAUAAGCACCUUCGAACCAAGUCAGAGUUGUCACUUUUGAUAUUUUGCUAUAUAUUUUAUGAUGAAAUACAGCUGCAAAACAAUCAUGUGUGAUCACUAAUAGGCCAACAGUUGAAUAUCUUCCCUGUAUCUUGUGUCAAUGUUACCUGAAGUCUAUUGGGGUUUGGGGCCUUUUUUUUCUUGUUUUUUAACAAUUAGAAAAUCACAAACUCAUCUGUCAGCCUGUGUCAGAUGAGCCCAUAAUGUGGCAUGGAAUGAGAGCUUUGGAAAAGAAAUCUAAAAAGGAGACCUCAUAAUAUUCUGAUCUCAUUCCAAUACACUUUUGUCUGAUCAUUGAUCACACUCAGACACACCUACGGAGCUACAGUAUAUCCUGAUUGGGCUCAUCUGAGCGCCACAAGAAGCUGUAGAAGCUUUUGAUAUCCGUUUAAAAAUCUCCCCAGAUGGACUUAAUUCAGGACAGGCGUUGGAAUGGAGUGUUCCAUCAAGCCCCCCAGGAAAUUCAAAAAAAAGGAAUCAAGCUUUAGAUGAUGCAGAAAUGCUUGUGAUAUAUGAUAGCAAAAUAUUUAUUAGAUCAGUGUGCCAAUCAAUCCAGGACUUGGGAAAACUAAAGUUCCCAAUUUAAGCAAUCAUAUACCCUACUUACGUGUACCUCUGAGUCAUCCAGACAAUAAGAACAGUUUCCUUAAGUUGAUUAAACUUGUCAUUUUCUCAUGACAUACAUGCAGACUGCAACAUUAUGCUAACGGUUUUAAUUGAGCAAGAAAGUGCAUACACUGUACAAAUAGUUGACCUCGAGCUUUUCACAUCAAGUAUUCCAAAGGCCUGACUUGCAAGUUCAUUUGCAUCUUUUCUUUGUCCUGUUGGGGGGUGAAUGUUGAGGGGUGAGAGGCAGAGCCUCUGCCUCACCACAAGACAUGAUGUAGCAAAAACCUUUUUCAGGAAGCAAGCACUUUUAAGAAAAGUGAUCUGUUGGAUGUGUGUGUGGCUGUGUUGUUCUUUCCAAAAUACCUUAAACCUUGUAACUAUUGAUACUCUUGAAGUUUAUGUGCAGAUGGAAAAAAAAAACAUUUGAUAUUAAAAUGAUUACAGUAUUACCUGCAUCCCUACUAGCAUAGCUUCAUAAGAUCAACCUGUGUACAUAAGUUAGAUGAAUGGAUAUUGUUUACAAUG